ACCAAAAGAACCCUCCCUUGCUUCGCCCCUCCCUCCCUCUCUCUCUCUCUCUCUCUCUCUCUCUCUCUCUCUCAGCCCUUCUCUUCUCUCCUCUUUGCUGCGGCUUCGACAGGGCUAGGGUUCCAUUGCUACAGCUCUGUGGCUCCCCAAUAGUUGCUGCUUUGCCACUGAUUUACGCGCUAUUGAUGCAUUUUAAUUCAUGAGAGUUGGCUGCGCGGGGAUUCUCGCUGGCGGAUGGCAGAGGGUUGGAGAUUCGCUGUAGAUCACCAGCUAGACAUUGGGCAGAUUUUGCUGGAGGCAAAGAAUCGCUGGCUUCGUCCAAGUGAGAUUUGUGAGAUCCUUCGUAACUACAAGAAUUUCACUUUGACUCCGGAUCCACCAUAUAAACCUUCUAGUGGUUCUUUAUUCCUAUUUGACCGUAAAGUACUGAGAUAUUUCCGUAAAGAUGGUCAUAGUUGGAGAAAGAAGAAAGAUGGAAAAACUGUUCGAGAAGCUCAUGAGAAACUUAAGUGUGGCAGUAUUGAUGUUCUACAUUGCUACUAUGCCCAUGGAGAGGACAAUGAAAAUUUUCAGAGGCGAAGUUACUGGAUGCUUGACGGGCAUUUGGAGCAUAUUGUUCUUGUGCACUACAGAGAUGUGAAUGAGGGAAGCAGUUCUAGCAUGCCCCAUUUGUUGAAUUCAAACAUGCACAAUGCUCAGCAUAGUUCAGCUCAUACCUUAUCAUCUGAAUUGGAGGGAGCAGAUUCUGGGGAUGACUAUAGUGGAUUGAGCAAGCCGUUGACUAGUUUGUACUCAAGGCAGGGGCACUCUCAGAAUUCGACACUGCAUGAAGAUCAUUAUAAGAUUAGGGGAACUUCACAAUCAGCAGGUUUUUGUGGUGGAACUGACUGUGUCACAACCUCAACCGCAUGGCGUGAAACCCCAGGAAAGUAUGACAACUUGCAAGAUCAGAAAAUUUCGCUUGAACAACCAAAUUGUACUAAUAGUAUAGCUAUGGCCAUGACAGACUCUGUGUUGGGCUUUAAUACAAGCACAAAUGGCAUAUUUUUGAAUGAUACCCUUUUACAGGGACCCACGGGAUCUAGCAUGACAAGGGCUCAGGUCAAACCGAGUUGUUCUGCGAAUGCUAAUAGCCCUGUUAGUCAUAACAGCACAGUAGGCACUGCAUCUGUUAUGCAUUGCGUGCCUGAUGAGCAUCAUUUCCCAGUAGCUCCUCAAUUUAAAAGUGAUAGAGAUUGCCAAGCGGACUUUGCUGCUGCUGACCAGCCUUUGGAAUUCCUAAAAGAAGCUUCCUAUUCAAAACAAAAUACUGCAAAAGGCAAUAUUGGUAAUGGGGAAUUUGGGGAGCUAAAGAAAUUGGACAGUUUUGGAAGAUGGAUGAACAAUGAAAUUGGCAGGGAUUGCGACAACUCGCUGAUGGCUUCAGAUUCUGGUAGUUAUUGGAAUACAAUUGAUACUCAAAAUGAUGACAAAGAGGUUACCAGUCUAUCCGUGCAUAUGCAGUUGGAUACGGAAUCACUGGGUCCUUCAAUAUCCCAGGAACAGUUAUUCAGUAUUCUUGACUUCUCACCAGACUGGGCCUAUUCUGAUGUUGAAACAAAGGUUCUGAUAUCAGGGACAUUUCUUGGUGGCAUAAAUCCCAACAGCAUCAAAUGGUGUUGCAUGUUUGGUGAAUAUGAGGUUUCAGCUGAAGUUUUGACAGAAAAUGUUCUUCGGUGCCGAGCCCCUCCACAUACCCCUGGACGGGUUCCAUUCUAUAUCACCCGCAGCAAUAGGUUAGCUUGUAGUGAGGUCCGAGAGUUUGAGUAUCGUGAAGGUCUCUCCAAUGGAAAAUCAUUAUCUAGGAAAAGAGAAUCAGGAGAUGAAAUACAUUUGCAUAUAUGUUUCGCAAAGAUGUUGACUCUAGGAGUGGUAGCUUGCUCUCUUGAGGGUUGCCAUAAUUGUGCCAGGAUCAGUGAUUUAAUUUUAAGUUCCAGUAGGGAGAAUAAUGGAUGGGGUGAGAUUGAACUGCAGUCAAAGGCUUUUCAAAGAUGCCAGGGGGAUCUUAGAGAUGCAUUGAUUCAGAAAUUGCUGGAAGGUAAAUUGGUUGAGUGGCUAGCCUGCAGAGCACAUGAGGAAAGCAAAGGGCCUAAUGUGUUAGAUGAGGAUGGAAUGGGAGUUAUUCAUUAUGCAUCUGCUCUUGGAUAUGAGUGGGCUAUUAACCUCAUAGUAGGUGCUGGCGUCAAUCCAAAUUUUAGAGAUGCUCGGGGCAGGACUGGGCUUCAUUGGGCUGCAUUCUAUGGCAGAGAAGAGGCAGUUGUCACGCUUCUCAAAUUGGGUGCUGCUCCUGGUUUAGUUGAGGACCCUUCCUCAGCUUAUCCUGAAGGUCGAACUGCUGCUGAUUUAGCAUCAAGCAGGGGACACAAAGGAAUUGGUGGGUAUUUGGCUGAAGCAGAUUUGACGAGUCACCUCUCUACAAUUACUCUUGAAGAAAGUAUCAUCGAUAAUGUUGCUGCGAAUCUUGCUGCUGAAAGGGCCAUUGAGAAAGUAAGUGCACAAAGCUUAGUUCCUCUAGACGGAGAAGAAGAGCUGGUGCCAUUACGUGGUUCUCUUGCUGCUGUGAGGAAUUCAGCUCAAGCAGCUGCACGAAUUCAAGCUGCUUUUAGAAUGCACUCAUUCCGCCAGAGGGAGCUAAUUAAAAGUAGAGAAAAUCCUGAAAUACCAAGUGAAGUAUUGAUUGCUUCCUCUCUGUGCAAAGUUCUUAAAAUAGAUCACUUCAAUGAUUCUUUACAUGCUGCGGCUGCUGUAAAAAUCCAACAAAAAUUUCGGGGAUGGAAGGGAAGAAAAGAUUUCUUAAAGAUUCGGAACCGAAUUGUGAAAAUUCAGGCUCAUGUAAGGGGACAUCAAGUUCGCAGACAGUAUAGAAAGGUCGUCUGGUCUGUCAGUAUAGUUGAAAAAGCCAUAUUACGGUGGAGGCGCAAGGGAUCUGGAUUACGAGGCUAUCGUGCUGAUAAACCAGCCGCACCAGUUGCAGCAGAUAUCGGGCCAACCGAUGACUACGAAUACCUUCGCCUCGGUCGAAAACUGAAAGUUGCCGGAGUAGAAAAAGCUUUAGCAAGAGUUCAGUCCAUGGUUCGUCAUCCAGAAGGCCGUGAUCAGUACAUGAGACUACUGGCAAGUUCUUGUGGACCAAAGUUUGGAGAUGGUCAAAGCUCAUCUGCUCAAGUUCAAUGUGCUGAAGAGAAAAGGGUGGCUGAAGAUUUACUUAAAACUAUGACUGAUUGACUGAAAACCUAACUAUUUCCCAAACCUAAGUUUGUGAAAUCUUGACUGCUUUGAUCAGAUUGCUGAAUGCGCAUUGAUACUUCAACAAUUGUUUUUAGCUGCUCAUUUGUUUGUAAUUGUACUAAUUCCCAUGGGCAUAAAUUGCAAUGGCUUUUUUUGUUUUUGUAAAUUUUAAGAAACAGAAGGAAAGUAACAUACAUGUAAAUUAUAUAUUUAAUUGUUUUCAAUCC
Messenger RNA from Dioscorea cayenensis subsp. rotundata (Guinea yam), 3494 nucleotides. Its product is annotated as calmodulin-binding transcription activator 2-like. Lineage: Eukaryota; Viridiplantae; Streptophyta; Magnoliopsida; Dioscoreales; Dioscoreaceae. The record is from RefSeq and is a predicted model, not a curated record. Gene Ontology annotation, biological process: regulation of transcription by RNA polymerase II. Bases 235 to 3264 code for a protein of 1009 amino acids. The transcript has 13 exons. Gene Ontology annotation, molecular function: protein binding; double-stranded DNA binding; transcription coregulator activity. Gene Ontology annotation, cellular component: nucleus.